This is a messenger RNA of Bursaphelenchus okinawaensis, 1431 nucleotides long. Lineage: Eukaryota; Metazoa; Nematoda; Chromadorea; Rhabditida; Aphelenchoididae. The record is from the annotation of a GenBank genome assembly.
AUGGUGCCAUUCAAUCUAAUUCCAGCAUCAAAAAACUUUUACCUGCUGGUCAAUGAAAAGUUGUACUUGCUGACAAACCUUCAACGUCUAAUCCAAGUAACCGACACCCCAUUAUUCAAAACACCGUUUCGCCUUCGAUAUACUGUAGUUGGCAUACAUGGCAAAAGAGACGAAUACAAUUUUACCAGUCGAUUUGAUCCAAGCAAAGACUUGCUUUAUGCCACAAAGAAUGGCUCGUGCUUGGUUGGAAAGCCGGAUGAUGAAGUGACAUCCAUGACAAAGUGUACUGAACGUGAUUUAAAGCUGAAAAGGUAUCAGGGAGAGUAUCAGACGGACUAUUAUAGCUUGGUAUGAGUUUUUUGAAAUUUUUAAAAAUUUAAAAAUUUGAAAAAAUUUAAAUUUGAAAAUUUUUAAAAAUAUACUUUAAUUUGGAUAUUAAAUUCAAAUUUUAACAUUUUAGGAACAUUUGAUCGCCAUCAGCAACGAAGAAACCAACCUUACAAAGCAGUUCACCCAAAAUACCUACGUCAUGUUUGUGGACUCUCACACACAUUUAAAGUAAGUUUUUUACUUCUACCCUACCCUACCGUACCCUUACCUACCCUACCCUACCCUACCCUACCCUACCCUACCCUACCCUACCCUACCCUACCCUACCCUACCCUACCCUACCUUACCCUACCUUACCCUACUUUACCCUACCCUACCCUAUAUACCCUGCCCUGCCCAGUACACUGAGCUAGCCUUAGUCUAGCCUUAUCCUAACGUAGGCUAGCCUUGGUAUAGCUCUACCGUAAUACCUUACCUUUCUUUACCCUACCGUUCUUUCUUACUUUGCUCUGCCUUAGCUUAUUCUACCGUACUUUGCUCUGUUCUGCUUUACCCUACCUUACCUUGUCCUACUCUAUUAUCCCCCGUACCCUUAGCUAGGUUUAGUCUAGCUUUAUCCUAAGCUAGGUUAGUCUUGCUCUAUCAUAGCUUACUCUACCCUAACUUGCUAUAUCCUACCUUGCUUCACCAUAUCUUACUUUAUCUUACUUUGUACUGCACUAUUUUGCUCUACCCUACCUUUUCCUACCUUAUCUUAUCCUACUCUACCAUACUCUGCUUUGAUUUACCUAAUUUCACCCUACUUUAGACGCUGACCAGCCCUACCCUAGCUCUACUCUCUCUUAUCCUACCUUAACCUAUACUAUUUUUUAACCUUAAUCCUACCGAAUCUACGCUUACCCCAUUUUCAAAAUUUUAAAAUAUUUUUGUUUCAGAAAGCUUCUCUUAAUCUUCUUUGGUGCCGCCAUUAUCGUGCUGGUGACUGUUGUUCUCGUAGCGGUACUGUUCUAUAUAUCUUACAAGGACCACAAAAAUGUUUUACACAAAAAGUCACCAAGAUCGCCGAAGGAAAAAAGAAGAAAAGAAACAGAAUUACAUUGA